Messenger RNA from Bolinopsis microptera, 1462 nucleotides. RefSeq lists its product as uncharacterized. Bases 7 to 957 code for a protein of 316 amino acids. The transcript has 5 exons. Lineage: Eukaryota; Metazoa; Ctenophora; Tentaculata; Lobata; Bolinopsidae. The record is from RefSeq and is a predicted model, not a curated record.
AUUAAGAUGUACAACCUGAAGCUAGUAGAGAUACUGGACGGGUUUUGUAUCACGUGUUUGAUACCACUGGCCGUGUUCACACUCUUCUUCAAUGUCUUGGCCCUGAUAGCGGUGGUGAAACUCCGCUCAGAUCACCACGUGUCUGUUCUAGGACACCUGGUAUUCUGCGACAUACUGCUGGUUUUCUGCCAGGCUUACACCCUCAAGGCACUUGUAACCGGACGUGCAGUUACGAUGGAAAUGGACAUAUUAUGUAACGUUUGCGGAGUAAUAUUCAGCACGACCCUAGCUGUAACCUGGUGGUGCCUGACUCUGGCUCAUCUCAUAAAAAUGUGGCACGUGACCAUUACCAGACUGGGAUAUUAUCUCACUACCGGAGCUAUCUGGACUGUGGCUGGACUUCUUGCUGUUGGACCUCUUAUUACCUCUCGGAAUUACCACAUGUCCUGGACUCACGCGAUGUGUAUCUCGAGUGAUGCUGCUCUCUUCUCCCUGCCCAAACACUCCGUAGAGUACAACCUUCUCUUCUCCCUCCUCUUCUGUCUUCAGUACUUCUUACCUAUCACUCUCUGCAUUGUGUCCAUCAUCAAGGGAAUUCAUUCUGGCAAAAAGAGGAUAAGAAGUGGGUGGUCGUGCACGGUUAUGGUGUUCCUCAGUUACUGUCUCCUGUUCACCUUGUGGUGGGUUGAUGAAAUCAGCCGCCACUUUACCAGAACCACCUACCCUAUCUCUACUUCUGUUAUUGUCAGAAGGGCUGCUACAUUCAUGCUGCUGUAUAUGAAGCCACUAGUUUCGUUACUCUCCAUGUAUCAUCUCCUACCAGAAUUCCGGUCAGCCUUUCUCCGGAUAAUCCGCCUGGAGUACAAGUUAGAAGCCCCUGCUCGUCUCUCCGGGCACCAGUAUGAGCGGAUGUACAUUGAGAUUGACGAGACUAUCUCUCCUGGAACGACCCUCUAGUCGCAUCGACACUUUUUAGAGAUGUUUUGGCUCUUUGGAAACGGUCAGUUGGAUGAUCAGUGAACGUUAGCUUACAGUUACAUAAACAAGAUAAUUGGUGUCCGCGCAAUUCUGUAAGACAUAGAAACUUGCACCGGUGCCAGAUUGAGCCUCUAAAUAUACUCUCUGACCCCAAAAACAUUAUUCAAUUGAUUAAUACUGUGUUUUUGAACACUGUUUUAAGAAUGGAAAUAGUUUGGUCCAAGUUGCAUAUAUAAUUUUCUAAUAUUACGACUAAUAGUUUCUGUUUGACAAAUCUUUAACGAGUAUUGUCACGGGGUGUUACUGUUAAACUAAUAUUUUUUUAAAUUUCUCAAAAUUGUUUAAUAGUUUUAGGAUAAUAAGCAGUUUUAUGAUAUAGUAUAUCUAAUCAGUAUCAGUGAUACUAUCGCUAUAAGUAUAACUAUAACUAUUUGAUUUUGAGGUGGAUUUGAUUUUGAUUUUGAGGUGGAUUUUAAAAUAGCUC